GCACGGGGCUGUUCCCGAAUGACAACUUCACCACAUAACGGACAAACAGUCGGCACAGACAGAAGCCGCUGCUAAAGCACAGACACUCAAGUCUUAGAUUAAAACUCGUCUUAAUCGGGCAACGUUAUGAGGUAGAAAGUUAAAAAUUGAAACAAAACCAGCUUCGGAUGGAACAGACAGGCGCUGCCACCGUGAAAAUGGACCAAGAGUUUGAAGACAUGGACUCUAAAGGCCGGUGGCAGAAGCUUUACUCAGAAAUCAGGAAUCAGUCCCACGAGUGCUCUUACAAGGUGGCAAAAUAUCCAGAAAAUCGCAACCGAAACAGAUACAGAGAUGUCAGUCCAUUCGAUCACAGUCGGGUCAAGCUGGAGAACACAGAGAACGACUACAUCAAUGCAAGUCUGGUGUUGAUGGAAGACGCCCAGAGAAGUUAUAUUUUAACACAGGGUCCCCUCAGGAACACUUGCGGCCACUUUUGGCUCAUGAUCUGGGAGCAGAAGACAAAGGCGGUCAUCAUGCUCAACAGGGUCAUAGAGAAAGGAUCAGAGAAGUGUGCCCAGUACUGGCCGACGGCGGAGGAGAGAGAGAUGGCCUUCAGGGACACGCGUUUCUUGGUCACGCUGUUGUCAGAAGACACCAAGUCUUACUACACCACCAGAGUGUUGCAGCUACAGAAUAUUAACACGGGGGAAAAGAGAGAGCUCUAUCACUUUCACUACACCACGUGGCCCGAUUUCGGUGUCCCCGAAUCCCCGGCAUCCUUCCUAAACUUCCUCUUCAAAGUGCGGGAAUCCGGAGCUUUGGGGAUGGAUCAUGGACCGUCUGUGGUGCACUGCAGUGCUGGGAUUGGACGCUCCGGGACGUUCUCAUUAGUAGACACAUGCCUCGUCCUUAUGGACAAAAGGAAAGAGCCCUUAUCAGUGGACAUCAAAAACAUCCUGUUGAAGAUGAGGAAGUACCGCAUGGGUCUGAUCCAGACUCCCGAACAGCUGCGCUUUUCCUACAUGGCUGUCCUUGAAGGAGCCAAAUUCAUCAUGGGGGACUCGUCUGUGCAGAACCGAUGGCGUGAAUUGUCUGAGGAAGAUCAGGAACCAUCCUUGGGAACUCCGCCCUCAUCUGAGCCUCAGGCCCGGUGUCCUCCAGAGCGGUACAAUGGGACCCAAAGAGGAGGUCAGCAGGAGGAGACAGAAGAUUACAGACAGGACAGCAAAGUACCAACGCAGUCUUCCUGCAAGGAACAGGAGCUGGAUGGCAGCACAACACACAAAAGACGCAGAGAAGACAGUAUCUCCAAAUCUGGCAACACCAAAACACCUCAAGGCAAGUCCAGGACAACUGACUCGGAGAGGAAGAGAAAAAGAAGCUCUUUGCGGGCCUCACACAGUAGAAACCAACGCUACCGACGUUGAUGCAUCUGGCAUAAAAUACUGGGCUGAAUACUAAUGCAAAACCAGGGUGAAAACCAGUGACUGCUAACCAGCUCUAUACCUGACUUCAGCUCCGGCAGCGAAGCCAGCCUCGGCAGGGAACUCCAGCGCUCGACCCUGCCAAACCUCUGUGCUCUUCCUCUUCGUGUUUUUUGAUGGUUUUAGUCUAGCCAAGCACCAUGUUUUCAGCAAAACUCGCCUUCAGCCAAAACCCACCUCAGGUUUUCCCCAUUUCCUCUCUGAACUGUUUACAGCAGACACUUUGACAUUCACACAGCAGCUUUAAACCCCCUCCUCAGACCUCACCUCAGCCUCUGUUAGUCCUGCUUUUUCUCUUGUUUUGCUUUUAUUGUUGCAUUCUGGCCUCUUGUAAGACAGAAAGUAGGGGGUACGCAUUGCCAAUUUGUAAUGCUGUUCAUACAUGUAUUUUUGGAGAAAAAACAUUUUUCUGAGGCAAAAACGAGAGGUUCUAUUUUUUAUUAAAAAAAUGAAAAACUACUUGAAGUUUUUAAGGUGACGUGGGGUUAGUUAUGAGUACUGCCUACACCCACAAUACAGUGGCAUGAAGAUAUUUCAAUGAUGUACAAAGUACUGUUCUUUAAAGAUGUGUAUUAAAAGAUAUUUUUUGCUUGUAAAGAGAAAUGAAGAGCUUAUGUUACAGAUCUUAAUGCUGCAGAAAACACAUGACUUGUUCUCCUUUUGAAAAUGAAUUUGUCUUAAAUUUAUUUAGAGUGUAAGCUCAAAAUAAAACUGGUAUUUAGUCUAACUACA
Girardinichthys multiradiatus is the source of this 2198-nucleotide messenger RNA. It is a transcript of the gene ptpn2b, whose product is annotated as protein tyrosine phosphatase non-receptor type 2b. Gene Ontology annotation, biological process: protein dephosphorylation. The transcript is spliced from 11 exons. Gene Ontology annotation, molecular function: protein tyrosine phosphatase activity. Bases 168 to 1409 code for a protein of 413 amino acids. Lineage: Eukaryota; Metazoa; Chordata; Actinopteri; Cyprinodontiformes; Goodeidae. The record is from RefSeq and is a predicted model, not a curated record.